UAUGGUAUGGUGAAUAUAUAGCAAUUGCACACAGAAAACACCAUUAAUACGUGUGUCUACGUGUGAAAUGCAACGCCGCCAUUGAAGAACACCUUCUUCUUGCUGUUUUCAAGCAUGUCGUGUUCAAUUCGUUUCAUCUCCAAUACAAUUCCAGGACAUGGGCGACAGGAGGGAUGUCUCCCUUGCUCGGGAGUUUCAGGAGGAGCAGUGAGCAUAUCAUCUUGCACUACUCGUGGUGACCACCACAAAGUCAUUUGUGAUGUCAAGUUUUUUUCCUUGACAUGUGCCUCUAGGAGCAGACCUGCUGCAUGCAAUGCAAGUUCUGGCAGGUAUAGAAGAAACCCAGAUUUUCCAAAGCAGAACAAAAGUGGGUUCUCCCGCAGCUGGAACAGGUACAAUGAAGAGAGAGAUGGUUAUGAGAACCUUGAAGAAUCUGAAAUUAUUUCUUCAAAAAAUGGGCAAUUACUUUCCGUCUCUGGAAACCCAAAAUUCCAAGCGACUUCAACUCCAGGUCCUAGGGAAAAGGAAAUUGUCGAAUUAUUCCGAAAGGUCCAGGCUCGUCUUCGUGAAAGAACAGCAGUCAAGGAAGAGAAGAAAAUUGAGGAUUCACAAGGAAAAAGCAAAGAGAGUGAGACUGUUGAUUCUCUUCUCAAGCUUUUAAGGAAACAUUCAGUUCAGCAGGGCAAGAAAAAGAGCAACAGUGCCAGCAGUAGGGACUUUGUCCUUGACCAGCCCGAACAGGUAGGUCCAUUUUCUGAAGACAGAAGCACGAGCACCUUGGACUCUAAUAAUAGUGUGAAGCAAGAGAUGCAAGAAAGCCAGAGACUACAUGUUAGCAGGCCAGCAUCUAACUUCCGUAAAAGGUCUCCAGUCCCCCAAGUCAAAUUUCAGCCUGUUUACUCAGACGAUGGCCCUAUUAAUUCUGUCUCACAUGUCAAUGGGAAAAGCAGGGAGAUGGAAACUAAUGCUGAACCUGAUGUGGAGCCAAUUUUUUCAGAAGGGGACGUGUUUGAUCAGAUCUCGGAAGAUGAAACUUCUGAAAUUUUUGAAAGUGACAAUGAUGAAGAAUCGGAAGAAGAGACCCCGGUCAUUGCCAAUUUAAGUGGAAUGAAGCUGUCUGAGUUGAGAGCUCUUGCAAAGUCUCGUGGUUUGAAAGGAUUCUCAAAGAUGAAAAAACAAGAGCUCAUUGAGUUGCUAUGUGGAAGCUCAAUCUGAUCUCCAAUCCUGAAGUAAGAAGAAAACCUGAAUAAUUUUUACAUGCUGAAAUUUUGUCUACUUGUUCUUUUGUUGUUAUAUACAGUCUCAUAUUUGGCUUUCGCAAGAUCUCUGGUUUUUUUUUAAAACCUUUUAAAUAGAUUUGUAGUGGUGGACUAGGAUUUUGGAUUCUUUUACAUCAUGAAAUGUGGUAUGCAUUGUCUCGAUUUGGAUUU
Messenger RNA from Olea europaea var. sylvestris, 1430 nucleotides. Its product is annotated as rho-N domain-containing protein 1, chloroplastic-like. Gene Ontology annotation, biological process: DNA-templated transcription termination. The record is from RefSeq and is a predicted model, not a curated record. The transcript has 2 exons. Bases 115 to 1215 code for a protein of 366 amino acids. Lineage: Eukaryota; Viridiplantae; Streptophyta; Magnoliopsida; Lamiales; Oleaceae.